This is a messenger RNA of Xyrichtys novacula (pearly razorfish), 854 nucleotides long. NCBI's taxonomy places the organism in Eukaryota, Metazoa, Chordata, Actinopteri, Labriformes, Labridae. The record is from the annotation of a GenBank genome assembly.
AUGGUAGUUCCUCUUGAACGAAAAGUCUCUUGGAAUCUGAAUAUUUUUAGUGGUUAUAUGUGGUUGUUGAUCAGUCUGAUUGUUUUGCUGAUGUGCUUACAGUCUUCAGUGUCUCUGUACCAGUUGUUAAAGAGACUGCAGGAUGCAAAUAAAGGAUCUUUGGAAAGGUAAGAAACAGUCUUUUACAUUAUAAACAGACUGUCAGACAGAGAUAAUAUAACCUGACCUGAAGAAGUGGGCUGAGGUUACAUCAUCCGAGAUGCUUACAAUGAAACCAUUAUAAUGCUUGGUUUGAGUUUUACUGUGAUUCAACGUGUGAUUGUGUUUAAUUAAUGAAAGGCUUCUGUCUCCUGCUGUAGUUUGGGAUUACCUCACGUGGAUUUGAAAAAACUAGAGCAUUUAAUGGUAAUAAACCCUUUUCCAUUAUCUUCAGCAGCAUCAGGACUUCUUUCUGAAGAUUAAAACAAACUUUGUAGGUUUUAAAUGGUCUGUAUAUGUGAUUGCAGGAUGAAUCUUGGAAGGAUAAGAAAAUGGAGGGAUUACUGAUAAAGCAUGUGAAGGAGUGUCUACACAGGUAUGAAAUGUUCAGAGGAAGAGUUACUUUAAUGUCCUUAGUUUAUUGGCUUUUUGAUCAUUGAAUAUGCUGUUGUGUCUUUUGCUGUAGUUUGGGAUUAACAGAGCAGGAGUUUGAAGAACUGAUGCGAAAAAAGGUAGUGUGCUGUAUUUCAAACAACUCAAAAUGAAAAUAGGUUUUCAAUCUGUAGUUUAUCAUUCUGACUACUCUGUUGCUGUGGUUUCAGGCUCAUAUGUCAGAAGACGAGGCGAUUGAAUGGCUAAAGCAGCACAACAACUGA